Molecule: messenger RNA, 2892 nt
Organism: Arachis duranensis
Lineage: Eukaryota; Viridiplantae; Streptophyta; Magnoliopsida; Fabales; Fabaceae
Product: pentatricopeptide repeat-containing protein At4g04790, mitochondrial
Exons: 15
Coding region: 134-2368 (744 amino acids)
Molecular function (GO): protein binding
Source: RefSeq, a predicted model, not a curated record
AGAGGAUUCUCCUGAUGAUGAUAAUACGUCUUCCGAGGUUUCUUCUAUAGUGUACAGUCCAUCUCUGGCAGAGGAACCUGUUGUCGUGAAAGAGGAACCUGUUGUCGAAGAAGUUGACUAUCGCAAAGCAAAAAUGGAAAAAGUAGCAGAUUUCACGUGGUGUCCUGAUCUGUCUCCUGGCUACCUUUUGACUAAACGGAGGGGGUUAGCCCGUGAGAGGAAAAACAAAUGGAUUUUUAAACUCAGCCAUGAUGAACGUUUUGAUAGGUUAGUUAAAAUGUGUGCAAAAAGACUAGGAACAGGGACGACCCUUGAUGUGUUUCGUCAGCUGGGUCGAGAGACCGGUGUGAAAGAGUUCAAUGCAUUAAUAAAGAUGAGUAUACAGAAGGCAAGGACUACUAAUAAUGAAUACAUUGCCAUAGAAGAAUUGAGUAAGGCUUUUCACCUUUUAGAAAAUAUGAAGGAGUGCGGUUUUAAGCUAGAAGAGGAAACAUAUCAACCACUGCUUAGGUAUGUCAUAGACAUGGGCAUGGUUAAAGAGUUUCAACUUUUCUCUGAUGUGGUCAGAGCUGAGUGUUCAGUUUCACGGUUAGGUUACUAUGAAAUGUUGCUGUGGAUAAGAGUUGAAGAUGAAGAAAUGAUUCGGGAUAUUUGUGAAUAUAUUACCGUAGAAGAUGGCCAAGACACUGCUGCUAUGCGAGAAAAUUACUUAUUGGCUCUUUGUGAAAGUGAUCUGAAGAUCCAGAUUACAGAUGUGUUGAAAAAUAUAGACAUAACAAUGCUUUCAUCUGCAAAAUCUAUAGCAAGUGUAUUUCAAUCAUUAGGAAGGCUACAGUUGGAAUCUCUUGCCGAGAAUUUAUUUUUGGAUUUGAGAGCACAAGAUUUUGAUGAAGAUGAUAUUUCAGGCUUCAUUGCUGAUUAUGCUGUUAGCAUUCCAAAUUUAGCGGUUGAAGAUAUCAUCUCAAAAUUCAAGAGUUUGCAUGAUCUAUUGGAAGUUUUACAUUCAUCGUCAUCAUAUGAAAAGCUGAUUAUGUAUUGCUGUGAUUUAGGCAAGGUUGAUGUUGCACUUGAUCUUGUUGAUAAUAUGUGUGAAGCAGGCUUUACAUUGUCAACUAGGAUGUUACAGUCCAUAUUACACAUUUGUGAGGAAACCUAUGAACAUAUUUUGGUUUACCGGAUCUAUUCCAUCAUACAGCGGUUCCAUUUGAAGUUGAAUGGUGAAAUAUGUAGGUGUUUGGUAAAUUUUUGCGUGAGGGUGAAAGAUUUUAAAGGUGCAUACAAGAUGGUUGAUGACUUGGAGAAAAUGAAUUUCAAACCUACUACCGCCAUGUACAAUGCUAUAAUGGCAGGAUAUUUUCGAGAGAAAAAUAUCAGUGGUGCUCUGAGGGUCCUCAAGCACAUGCAGGAUGCCAAUCUUAAUCCUGAUGUACAGACUUUCAGCUAUUUGAUUAGUAAUUGUGAAACAGAAGAGGAUAUAAUCAAGUAUCGUGAAGAAAUGGAGCAAUAUAAAAUCCCACUUGCAAAACCGAUUUUUAUGGCCCUUAUUAAUUCAUAUGCAGCUUGUGGCAAAUUGGAUAUGGCAAAACAGGUCAUUUUGGAUCCGAACAUACCAGCAAAAAGCUUAAAUGAAAUCAAGAGCGUCCUUGUCUCAGCUCUUGCAUCACAUGGGCAGUUGUCCGAGGCACUCUUAGUAUAUGAGGAGAUUAAUAAAGCUGGAUACAAUUUGGAACCAAAAGCUGUUAUAAGUCUUAUCGAAGAGUUCACCAAAUUCAAAGGAGAGUUGGAUGGGAUGCUUAUGCUACUUACAGAAUUGAGUGAUCUAGACUAUUGGGUCGACGGCUGCUUCAGAGUUAUCAUAUAUUGUAUUCACAACAAGCAUCUAAGUUCUGCUAUUGACUUGUUCAAGAAACUCAAGGAUAAGUUUGAAAGUGAUGAACUAGUAUUGGAAGUUCUCUUUGAUGAAGUGUUUGCUGCAAUUGCAACAUCCGAGUCCUCAAAUUUGCAGAUUGGUUUAGACUUGCUUUGGGCAGUCAAGAACGAGCUUGGUCUCGUGCCUUCACGGCAAUGUCUUGAUUUUCUUCUAAGUGCCUGCACCAAUGCUGGAGAUUUGAGUAAUGCUCGUUUGAUUUGGAGAGAAUAUGAGGUUGCUGGAUUUCCAUACAACGUGCUAAGUUAUUUGAGGAUGUAUCAAGCACUUUUGGCAUCGGGAGAUUAUAGAUCUGCUAACUUUAUGCUAAGUAAAAUUCCGAAAGAUGACAGCGAGGUAUCUGCUAUCAUCAAAGCCUGUCAAGAAACAUACUCUGGUCUUUCCUCUGUGGCAAAGAUGAAAACGAAAGUAACAAAAAAGAAAGAAAAACGAGAGGCUUGAGUUCUCUUUCUAAGAUAAUUUUUAUGUCUUGGUUAAGAAAUGCUCGUCAGAAGGGUGGUGCAUUUCUUGUUAAUUUAGUUACGUCAAAUCAUGCUGAUAUUGUCCAUGCUUAGCUUGCAUCAGAUUCAGAAUGGUUUGAUUGGGUUCUCAUGUAUCCCAAGUUUCCAUGGUUAAACCAACCCCAUAUGAUUACCUUUUCAGUUUCAGCUUGAAAAGGUGGUUACUGCGCUACAAAGGAUGAAAGCUUAACAUCCAUGACCAUGUCUUGCACAGAAUUGGAACUCUGAUCCCCCAUCAUAGUUGAAGUUCUGUUUUUCAUCCAAAGAAAGAAGAUGAAAGCUGAAGGCACCUUAUUUUCCCAAGUAUCACCAGUUUAGACAUUAGAUCACUUGUAAUUCUUUAAUACCUUCUGGCGACGGAAUGUUCAAGAAGUCACUAUUAUUCUAACGAUUUAUUAUUAUUCUCCUUAUAUUUUUCUAACGAAACAUUUCUAGUAAUAUUCCAGAAAUAUAACUGAUCAAAUU